AAUUUAAAAAGUCUUUACGUUAAGAAUCUGAUGUUUUUGUUUACAUGUGAUAGUCAUGUGAUCAUGAGUUUUUGAGAAUCGUAUGUCUUCUACAAAUUUUCCUAUGAAGAGUAGUAAAAAUCCUUUCAUCGUAAAAAAAUCAUGGAUCAAUUAGUAAAACAUCGUACGAAAAUGAAUAAUGUAAAUUCUUUUAGACCACCCAGUGAAAGAACACCGCUUUUACAUGCAAUGGGAAAUUCUCCAUUAGUUCUUUCAGCUGAUCAUGGCAGUUUUGAAUCUCCAAUGUAUAGUGAAAGUUUCAACUCAACUUAUGAAAAUCUUAAUACAAAUAGAAAAAUAUCAGUUGGGAUGUCGAAUCUUUUGUCACAGAAAUAUGAGAGCUUAGAUUAUGAUAUAUGUGAGAAUACUUUGUUUGCAUCAGAACAAAUUGAAGAACAAACUAAAAUAAUUCAAGGAACCACAAAAGGAUGUUUACCAUUUUUCCGCUGUUUGGAUUAUCUGACAAGCAUGUCGAUUUUAAGAUGGUUUAUAAUCUGUAUGAUUGGAAUUCUGACUGCAUGUGUUGGUGUUAUUAUAACUAUCUCCAUUGAAGAGUUGUCAAAUUUAAAAUUUAAAUUUAUCAGAGAUCGUGUGGUUGAGUGUACCACAUAUAGCUGUUUAAUAACACCUUAUUCCUACUGGUUAUUGUUUUCCAUUCUACCUGUUGCUCUUGGUGCAUCUUUAGUUGUUUUUGUUGCACCUGUUGCAGCUGGGAGUGGUAUUCCUGUUAUAAAAUGUUAUUUAAAUGGUGUCAAAGUACCAGAAGUUGUUCGUUUGAAGACAUUAAUAGUUAAAGCUCUUGGGGUAACAACAUCUGUUCUUGGUGGAUUGGCAUGUGGAAAGGAAGGCCCAAUGAUACAUUGUGGAGCAGUUAUUGCAGCAGGAAUUUCACAGGGGAAAAGUCAAACACUUCGUAAAAACUGCAAGAUCUUUGAACAAUUUAGAGAAGAUCAUGAGAAGAGGGAUUUUGUUUCUGCUGGUGCUGCUGCAGGUGUAGCAGCUGCAUUUGGAGCUCCUGUUGGUGGUGUGCUUUUCAGUUUAGAAGAGGGUGCUAGUUUUUGGAAUCAAAGCUUGACUUGGAGAAUAUUUUUCUGUUCAAUGGUGUCAUAUUUCACAUUGAAUUCUGUCAUGAGUGAAUACCAUGGCUAUCCUGGACAACUUUCAUUUCCUGGUUUAGUGAAUUUUGGACGGUUUGAUAAUUUGGAUUAUACUUUUAAGGAGCUUCCUCUUUAUAUGGUCAUGGGUGUUAUUGGUGGUUUACUGGGUGCCUUGUAUAAUCAUGUAAACUAUAUGUUGACAGUGUUUAGAAUGAGGUAUGUGAAGCACCCUGUAGCUCGAAUUCUAGAAGCCGUCCUUGUUAGUGCCUUUGGUGUUACUUUAGCCUACAUGACUACUUUUAUUCAUUUUUGCAGUCCCUAUGACCAAUCAGAUGUUAAGUUUCCCAUUCAACUUGAUUGUGAAAAUGGUCAGUUUAAUACAUUUUGGUCUAUAUGGCUCCAAACACCGGAAGCUUGCCUUAGAAGUUUGCUACACGAUGAUGAAAAUACGUGGCAUGUAAUGACUCUCACUAUAUAUUUCUUUGCUUAUUUACUACUUGGAUGCUGGACUUAUGGAUUAAGUAUAUCUAGUGGACUUUUUAUACCCACUCUGGCAGUAGGGGCUGCAUGGGGAAGAUUGUACGGGAUUGCAGUUACAAAGCUUCUUUUAUAUGUUGGAUUCCCACCUGAGGCGCUUUGUUAUUCAAAGUUUGCUAUUGUUGGUGCUGCUGCCACACUUGGUGGUGUAAUUAGAAUGACAAUUAGUUUGACUGUUAUUUUAAUGGAGGCGCUUGGAAACAUCACAUUUGGCUUGCCCAUUAUGCUUUGUGUAAUGAUCUCUAAAUGGGUCGCAGAUAUAUUUAAUGAGGGGCUGUAUGACAUACACAUUCAAUUACAAAGUGUCCCUUUCUUAGGAUGGGAACCUCCUCCAUAUUCGUACACAAUAUGUGCCAGCCAAAUCAUGAGCUAUCCUGUGGUUUGCUUGAAAGUAGUUGAAAAAGUUGGAUUCAUUGAGCAUAUGUUAAAGACAGAAUCUCAUAAUGGUUUUCCUGUUGUUGAUAUAACCGAGAGUUCAUACGACAACGUCCAUACUUUCGGAACAUUCCGAGGGAUGAUCUUAAGAUGGCAGCUGAUUGUAUUAUUGCAACACAAGGUUUUUGAGGAAACUAAUCAUAUUGAAAAAUUGACGCUGAAAGAUUUCAGAGAUUCAUAUCCUCGCCAUCCCACAAUACAGCAAAUUCAUAUUUCACCUUGUGAACGAAAUUUCACUAUUGACCUAUCACCCUUUAUGAAUUCAUCUGCUUACACCAUUUCGCACAAAGCAUCCUUGCCGAGGAUAUUUAAAUUGUUUAGAGCUCUUGGAUUGAGGCACCUUCCUGUUACCGAUGAGAAAAAUUCUGUUGUCGGUAUAGUUACUCGCAAGGAUAUUGCCCGUUACAGAGCAAAGCACGGAAAGUUUGGGGUAGAAGAACUCCAAGUAUCCUACGCCUAAGAACAAACAGAGCUUUUUGUAAAAUUGAUGUAAUGAUAUUUUAAAUUAUUCUUGCAUUACUUUAAUGUUAAAUGCCAACAUUUCCUUUUGUGAUAUCUUUUUUACUUACAGUAUCUUUCACUGACAAUAUAUGUUUUUAGUUAAGUUAUUGUUUUUAGUUAUUUUUUUAUGAAUAGUACACAGAUUUUACGUCAGUGGACAGAUUUUACGUCAGUGGAAUAUAUUUUGACUGCAUUUUAGAAUUAUAUUUGUGUAUUUUUGAGUCCAAAAACUAAAAAUCAAAAAAUUGUUUUGAAAAAGAACAAAAAGAAAUUAAAUAUUAAAGUUUGAAAAGCUAAGAUAUUUAUCAAAAAAAUUAUUUUUCUUCUAUUUUUAUCACAAGAUAUUUUUUAGCAGGAAAUUCUAAACAAUAGUAUCCAAUGUAUAUAUAUUUUAAUUGUAUCAAGGGCAUCAGUAUGUAUAUAUAUAUAAUUCCUCUAAUAAGUUGUUCUUUACUGUAAUUCACACUUACUAAUAUGUUUUGAAAAAUAAAAAUUUACUCUUAACUCCAAGACCUGACUAAAUUAAGAAUCAUAGACAUCAUAAAUUAAGAAUCGAAAACAUAAGAAUCGUAGAACUUGCUCUUUUAAAAGUAUUUUAUAAAGUAAGUAAGGUAAGUUUCUCCUUAAUUGGAACAGUGGAACUACAGUUCCUCCGGUAAUGUGAUACAAGUAUAAUAAUUUAUAUGAAACGAAUCUAGAACAACUCUGGCACUAAAUGCUUUAAAACGCAGAACAAAGUGAUUAUUAAAUAAUAAGGUAUAAAAAAAUUUAAAUUCAGGUAGUGGCCUGUGAUGUUGCUCCGAAGGAAUGCAAAGUGUUAUAAAAUAAAUUUUUAAAAAAUUGACAGUUAUAAUUAAUCUACAUGCCUGUAUAUAAAUUGUAUCAAAAGAUUUUAUUUUUUAUAUCAAAGCAUAGAAUGCUAUUGAAGGUGAUAAAGUGUACAUAUUUUUGAGAUUUUAUUUGAGAUUUCAUUUCACUGUAAUUUCCUCUUGUAUAGUAGGAUUUAUAAUUGUGCUUGUACUGAUGUAUGAACUUUGUGAUAUUCAAAUUAGUAUAACCAAUAAUGAUGCUUCCUGGUUUUUGAACUAGACUUUUUCUGUUUAAUUAACAGUUUUGAAAAGCUCUCAAAUAUUCAGAACUAUGAGUAUUUAAGAAUUACUCUAUACAUUUUAUAAAUUGAUGUUAUGUUAGUCAUGUGAUUAAGUAUUAAUUCUUGUAUUUAAAAUGUAAAUAUGUGUUUUAGAUAAAAUGUCUGUGUUUCAUUAAUCUAAAUGACUUAUAUUUCAUAUUAUUAAAGUAUAGUAGUUAUAAUGUCAAAUUUUUUAAAAUUUAUUAAUGACUUUUAAUUUUGUUUUUUAGUAAUAAUUUUCUUUUAUUAGGGAAGCUUAAAUAAAUGUUCAAAAUUGUUUUUUUAUCAUUGCACUUCGUUAAUUAUUUAAGUGGCAAUAAUUUUGUACUUUUUUGUUUGCAAAUUCCAUUGAGUAUUUUUCAAGCACAACUGUGAAUGUUAAGUGUAGUGAUCUAUGUAAAAAGAUACAUAAAUAAAAUCAUCUUUAUUUCGCC
Molecule: messenger RNA, 4172 nt
Organism: Parasteatoda tepidariorum (common house spider)
Lineage: Eukaryota; Metazoa; Arthropoda; Arachnida; Araneae; Theridiidae
Gene: ClC-b
Product: chloride channel protein 7
Biological process (GO): chloride transport; transmembrane transport
Cellular component (GO): lysosomal membrane; intracellular membrane-bounded organelle
Molecular function (GO): chloride transmembrane transporter activity
Source: RefSeq, a predicted model, not a curated record